Messenger RNA from Cyclocybe aegerita, 1617 nucleotides. The record is from the annotation of a GenBank genome assembly. NCBI's taxonomy places the organism in Eukaryota, Fungi, Basidiomycota, Agaricomycetes, Agaricales, Hemipholiotaceae.
AUGCAGGAUUUUUUGCUGACUUGGGCCCACUUCGGUUUCAACUUUGAGAAAGUUGGGAACCAAGUUAGGACUCAUAAUGGGACUCGCGUCGGGACUCACAACCCGAUUGGGCCGAACAUGACACCCCCUAAUUGUAGUGCUGUGGCAAGGCUCCAUUCGGGUGCUGAAGCUAGAUUCGAGUACAACUGGGAGGGACAACUUUCCUUUUUGCGGUUUUGGGCCGCCAGUCCAGAGAGUACCUGUUUGAUAGGCCAGUUCAGAUCGAAUAUGACACCUCUAAACGCAACCUUCCUAUCGCCACUCAUAUUGGGAUUGGUGUACUGUAUCUACAAGAAAGUUCGUGGCAAGGGGCCCUAUUCUCGCCUUCCUCUACCACCCGGUCCCAAGCGCCUUCCAUUGGUGGGAAACCUCUGGAACCUCCCCGACAAAUUUGAGUGGGAAACGUACCACAAAUGGUGCAAGGAACUCAACACGGAUAUCCUUUACCUCAACCUCGCAGGCACAAAUGUUGUUGUGCUGGAUACAUACGAGGCUGCCUCUGACUUACUCGAGAAGCGCUCGUCCAUCUACUCGGGAAGACCACAGCAAAUCAUGGCUGGCGAGUUGAUUGGAUGGGAGUUCAGUACUGGGUUACUGCCUUACGGAGAGAAAUGGCGAAAACACCGAAAACUUAUGCACUCGGCCUUCCACUCCACCUCAUUCGCCCAAUUCAAACCAGAUUUCCUGUGCGCCAGUAGGAACCUACUCAACAGAAUUCUCGAUUAUCCAGAUGACAUCAUCGCAAACAUAAGACACAUGGCCGGCGAGACGAUCAUGUCCAUUACCUACGGUAUCAAUGCUCUCCCGAAGAACGAUCCUUACAUCGAGACUGCAGAAAGGAGCCUACGCACCCUCGACGCCGUCGUUCCAGGCGCCUUCCUCGUCGACAGCUUCCCCUGGUUGAAGUACAUCCCCAAAUUUCUUCCGGGCGCCGGGUUCAAGAGGAAGGCAAGGGAGUGGCAUAAAUUGACACGUAUGAUGGUCGAGAACCCGUACAAAGCCGCGAUGCGCGAUAUGGACGCUGGGAUGGAACACUCCGGACCUUCGUUCUUGACGAUAGGACUGGGUUUCAUGCGAGCGAGCGAGGAAGAGGGCUGGAUUACGGAGGAUGACGUUCAGGAUGGCGCAGGAACCGUCUAUACCGCUGGCACAGAUACGACAGUCGCCACGUUAGCAUCAUGUAUACUCGGACUCUUGGACAGGCCGGACGUUCUGCAAAAAGCUCAGAUUGAAAUAGAUCGCGUUGUCAGGCCCGGCCACCUUCCGGAGUUCGAAGACGAGCCAUCCUUGCCGUAUAUUACGGCUAUCGUAAAAGAGAGCCUUCGGUGGUUCGCCGUAGUGCCUACGGCUAUCCCCCAUCUCCUGGAAGUUGAAGACGAAUACAAAGGUUAUCGACUCCCAGCUGGGACGAUCGUCAUGGGGAACUCAUGGGCGAUGCUCAAUGACGAGAAAGUCUAUCUUGAUCCUUCCACGUUCAAUCCUGAUCGGUUUAUGAGAGACGGGGAGUUGAACCACGAGAUUCGCAUGUUGGGGCUUUGGAAGACGGUAGGCAUCUCUCCUAUGAUUUCGAACCAUUGA